UUUUUUGAUGUAGACUUUUUGUUCAAAGAAUAAAUAUAUCAUAAACAAAAACGGCUUUUGCGCGCAGUGCACGGAUAUCUCAUUGGGAAUACGGUUUAUUUACAGCAACAAAUUACGGUUUGACUGCCAACAUGCAGUAUAUCCCAUUUCCGUUGUUAAGACCUUCCCACGCGCAUAUUUAGUCUGAUUAGGACAAUGCAAGACCUAGAUGGCCCGGAAAUCAUAAUGUUCUUUUGUAUUUAAAGCACAGAUGAUGCGUUUAGAAGCGUAUGUUCCUUAAAACUGAUUGGAAGUCAGCUUCUGUUACAACAUUUCUAAAGGAAUAAAUCAAACUUUCGUGUUGCAUGGAGAGAACUGAGAAGUGAACAAAAUAAUUCCUCAACAAAGUGUUGCUCGCGGUGAAGUGUAGUGUGCAGUGAAAAUGGGCCAUUCUCGAAGGGGAAUAUUUUUUAUUGGUUUGAUUUGUACAAUGUAUUUGCAAAAAGCUGCGACAUAUUAUCAAUACCCAUCCGUGUAUUGGGCUCCAAAAAACUGCAGAUUCAACCUCAACAAGCCACCACACAAGGGAUACGAAUUUAACAUAAAACCGAAUGGGAAUUUGUUCUUCGUUUGUCCAAACCUCGCCUUAUGGGAUGACAUGAGCAGCACGGGUCCUCGGCUAUCCAUGAUGUACGAAAAUUUGAUGCUAGUCGAUAAAGAAGGCUACGAAACAUGCACCGUGAACAAGACGCGAAACGCGCCUCUUAAUCGACUGUUACUGAAAUGUGAUCAGGAUGCUAAAAAUUUAAAGUACAUGGAGGAAACGUUUUCGCCGAACAGGGCGGGUCCAACACAAAUGAGAUAUAAAAGCGGAAAGACGUACUAUUUUAUUUCGACUUCAGAUGGAUCGAAAAACAGCUUGGACAAUCUGAGUGGAGGCCACUGUGAGACGCAUAACAUGAAACUCAAAAUAAAAGUCUGUGAUCACGAUGAAAUAUGUCCAUUUAUAAUGCCCAAGUGCCCUUACACGUAUGUAUUCCACCGUAAAAGAAAAACAACAACGACUGCAAGUACAACGCAUGCGCAAACAACCGAAACUACGCUUUGGACAGCCACUGAAGGGAAAGAACAAGCUCAUAGGAAUCCAAGUCCAACGACACAACACAAAGACACAACCGUUAAUAUAGAAACAGAAGAGAAAAAGUUUAAAAAAGAGUUAUCACCUACGCUAACAACUGCAUCACCAACCCAACCAAAAGUUGCAAAACAUUCUUCAAAUAAUACGAUUUGGGGAUCACAGAGAAAACACAUUAUCAUUCAUAUUACCAUGGCAUUACUUAUUUUGGUUUUAACAUUAUCCCUUGUUUAUAUUUUAAUUACUAAAAGGAAUCAACCAAAACCAAAACGCAAGGAACCACCAGUUGCAUUCAGUUCCAAACUUUACCAAGAGCGACCGACAAGUACAAUUACAAUACCUCUGAAUCUCGAACUAAACGAAGAUGCACAGGCACUUUGAUGCUUUUAAAUUAAGAAGAAGGAUUGGGAGUUGGAAUUGUCGACUGGAAAAUAAAAAUUAUCAGUCUAUUCGUGGAAUCCCCGAACCAGUCAUAGAAGAAAGUUGAUUAAAUUAAUAAUUCGGCGUUCGGUGGUGGUUACGAAAGCUAUAACAAGACUUACUAAUUAAUUUAAAAGAAUGUGAAAAGUAAAUUAAAAUAAUGUAUUUGCCGUGCGCCCCAAAAUGGUAAAAAAACAACCAUUCAUGAAAUCAUGAAACAGAAGUUCAAAAAGGAAUUAAAAACUAAGUAAUCAUCAGUGAAUUUCAAGAUUUCAAUAUUCCUCAUAACUUAUAUAUUUAAAUGUGACUAAAAUUGUAGUACUUUGUAGCGUUGGCAACUUGGCGAGGAACUUUUGUAAACGUUUUUGAGAUCCCCGUGAUACAUCUGCAGACAUUACAUCUAAAUAAUGUUGCCAACUAAAGUUAGUGACACUCACGUUUCUGGCAGAUUAGAGAAAUAGCCAGGAAAAUAUUAAAGGUUUUAUUCAUCGAUACGAUAAUGAACCUGGAUUUUACCAUCAGUAAUCCACGAAUCGGAAGUUCCAAAAAAAGGCUAAAUUAUGUUUUAGGGUAUAUAUGGAUCAGUGUCUGAACAAGCCAAUCGGAGCACUGAAUCUGGAAUACCAAAAUGGCGGCGAUCUAGUGCCUACAUGAUUUCAACAUUUGACAUUAGUAAUGCUCAAUCCAUGUUUAUUUUUAUCAAUGGUUUUUACCCUUCAAACCAUUAUAGCCUUUAUGGGGAAUGACCGAUGGAAUCGUUUCAGGACAUAAACAUUCGUAAAAAGAUAGCUUUCAAGUGUAGUUUAUCGCACCAUAAAUUAAUUAUUUAAAUGAUCUCGUCAAUGCAUCAUCAGCAAAAGUUCUUUAUCUUAAAUUCCACAUUGAAAUGUUCCACCUCCAAAUUCGUUUCUUAAAAGUUGAUCUUUUUUUAAUAUUAACAUAACUAUAUUGUAAAUACAUGUACAUU
Molecule: messenger RNA, 2501 nt
Organism: Dendronephthya gigantea
Lineage: Eukaryota; Metazoa; Cnidaria; Anthozoa; Malacalcyonacea; Nephtheidae
Exons: 7
Coding region: 422-1495 (357 amino acids)
Biological process (GO): axon guidance; ephrin receptor signaling pathway
Cellular component (GO): plasma membrane
Molecular function (GO): ephrin receptor binding
Source: RefSeq, a predicted model, not a curated record